Neurospora tetrasperma FGSC 2508 is the source of this 2279-nucleotide messenger RNA. RefSeq lists its product as uncharacterized. The transcript is spliced from 3 exons. The coding region runs from base 1 to 2238 and encodes 745 amino acids. The record is from RefSeq and is a predicted model, not a curated record. NCBI's taxonomy places the organism in Eukaryota, Fungi, Ascomycota, Sordariomycetes, Sordariales, Sordariaceae.
AUGACAGACUACUUCAUCUACGAAAAUCGUCUGGUGUCUUUUGAUGGGCAGCCCCUGGCAAACAAAGAUGGGAUACCUCCCGCUGAUUCCCGAGGCAAGCUGGUAAAAUGGCCACACAAGUCUUUGUCAGCGGAUGAGCUCGCAAAAGCCGGGUUUUACUUUGAUCCCAUGGUCAUUAGUCCCGACAAUGUAACAUGCUUUUUGUGCGAGAAUUCCUUUGAUGGCUGGACGCCUGGAGACCAUCCAAUCCAAGAACAUCUGAAACAUUCACCAUUUUGCGGCUGGGCUGUGACGGCAGCGGUCGAAGCGAAUCUUGGAGACUAUGGGAAGAUGCACCCUCUGGAACCGAUUCUUGUCGAUGCGCGGAAGGCUACCUUUGGGGGGAAGUGGCCAUACGAAUCCAAGAGGGGAUUCAAGUGCAAGUCAAAGCAAAGACGACAACCUCAAUGUGCGUUUUUCCGUCUUCAGGAGGAAUUACCACCACCGAAGAAGCCCACGAAAAGAGCCAAAACAGCCAGGACAUCCAAGGUCGCCCACCGCCUUUCUGUCCAGCCUGUCGGCAUCCCCACUGCAGAAACCUUGGAUCAAGUAUCCGCCUCAGACACCGCGGGCGGCCUUGAGGAUACCAUCAUGGCGCCAACCACGCGAGCAGCAAAGAGCAAAAAGGCAACUACUAGGAGUCGAAAAGCGAAAGCCCAGAAGAAGGGAGCAGAGCCCAAGGAAACCUUAAAGGACAAACCAGCAGACGAACAAUUGGCUGCUGAAGAACCACCAAGUGGACGGAAGCGGGGAAGCGAGUCGAUUUCCGACUCUGUGGACUCCAACUCGGAGGCGCCUCCGCAGAAGAAGCGGGCAACACGAACAGGAGGAGCUGCGAUUACUGAUGUUUCCACUUCAGCCGUGGAAUCACAGGACAAUGACAUUGUCGAUGCACCAUCUCCCAAACAAACAGCUACCCGCAAGAGAGCGCCCGCCAAAGGAACACAGAACUUGCGGAAAAGCUCACGAGUUUCUCUCCGGCACUCACAUUCGACAACAGCGCCGCAGACGGAUUUGUCGAAUGAUGAGGCCGUCGAUCGUCAGAUGGAAAGUGAUGACGCCGAUAUUGGUCCAGGACGCAAAGCGCAGGAUGCAAAAUCACAACAGGAAGCGAUUGCUGAGGAUCCAAUCCAUGCAUCCGACAUCCCCCUCCCCAAAGAUAGUCGCAAAGUAGCUGCUCAGAGGAGGAUGUCUAAGCAAGCGAAAAGGAUCCAACAGUCUCUUCCAUUAUCCGAUCCUAUCGACGAACUGACGAACGGACCUACUGCUGUGCCCGAAGCUACAUCUAUAGUGCCUCAAAUAGCAGAGCCCGAGCUAGGAUCUGGAGAGGAUCUUGAUAUAACCUUGGUCUCAAAAAGUAGCGACCGACCCAGUACGGUCAAGCGGGGAAGAGGACGCCCAUCAAAAAAGUCUACAUCUUCCCAUGCGCCAAGCGAAGUGGCAGAGCAGCAGCGAACUUCAUCUGGGAUCCCGCUUCCGGAGGCCCAAGCCCCGGUCGAGACCCAGGCUGAGCCUGAAACUGAGCGCCGCUUAUCAGCUUCAACUCCGAAAGAGGCGGGCGUUGAAGCGGCAGCAGAAGAGCCGGUUCCGGAACCUACGCCCCGGGCCUCCCCUCUAAGAGCGGCCGUUACUCGUGCUGCGCCGACACCAGCCAAACUGAACAAGUCUCUUCCUCCGCCGCCAUCUGAGUCCCCAGAUCACCUGUCUCAGCCGCUUGCUACACCUCAGGCACCUACAGUCGCGCGUGUACCUCAAGAACAGCCAAGUGUCUACCGCUCGCCUUCAAUGCAAUCCUCAAAUGCAGAGAACCGACCCCCAUCGCCGAAGCAAUUGACCCCAAUUGUCGAACGUCAUGCUCUAGCACCAAUGGCCACCACACCAGACAGGCCCACUUCUCCUUCCAAACGGACGAUUCUGGGUGCCCUUCAAAGCACUAAGCCUUGGACCGCGGCGGAUUUAGACAAUAUAUUCUCGCCCAACAAGAAUGACUACGGCAAGGAAGACGGCAUUGACAAACUCUUGCACAAGGGCAGUGAGCUCACGAGCCCGGAGAAGCGGAUGACCGUGGAGGAGUGGAUCUAUCAUAAUGCCAGCUUGGCCGAGCAGAGACUGAAGAGGGAAUGCGAGGAGAUGGUCCUGCUGUUUGAGAAGCAGGGUGCUAGAGCGAUGGAAGCUUUGGAGGGGCUUAUCGUCGAGUAGUGGGUGAGUGGCACGACCCUUGGGCACCAGAUUAUCAGCAU